UCUUUUAUUGCUAUGGGAAGGCUGAGUGUCCAGCAGUUUGUUACAUUCACCAGUGUAUACAUUGCUUACACACUGUAUGUUUACGUCAGACGAUCCUUCACUUACACCAUUCCAGUACUAGCCACAGAGGGAAAUUUUGAUGAAAAACAGCUAGGUAUUAUAGUCAGCAGCCAGUCACUUGCCUACACAAUCAGUAAGUUCUGUUGUGGAGUCCUUGGGGAUAUAUUUAGCCCACAACUUCUACUGUCCUCAGGACUUGUGUGUUCUGGAAUUACUGCCAUCAUAUUCACAGGCUGUGAUUCUGUGUUCUUCCUCAGUCUCUGGUGGUUCCUGAAUGGUUUGACACAUGGACCAGGCUGGACAUCCAUUGCUAAAAUACUGAAAGCAUGGGCGAGCCCUGACCAGUUUGGUACAGUGUGGAGUGUAGUGUCCACCUCUAUGAACCUUGCUGGAACAGUAGGACCUGUAGUAACCACUCUUCUAGUCACAAAACUGGGGUGGAGAUGGGGGAUCCAAAUUGCAGGGGCAACAUCAAUUGUUGUUGGCUUUUUUUGUUUCAUGGUUGUGAAGGACAAGCCUCCUUCUGAUGUUAGCUACAAAAAGCAAGACAAAGACAAUAUUGAGAAGGAAGUCAAGAGGUCGGAAUCUUAUAUUUCCCGUAAGGACUUAUUGUUUUUGCCUGGUUUCCUUGGAGUAUGCAUGUGUUACCUAGCAACAGCUAUUGUCCAGCAUAGUGUCUUACAAUGGUCCCAGCUAUUUAUGGUGCAGGAGAAACACCAAACUGUUUUCACAGGUAGUGGUUUUCUGAGUAGUGUAGAUAUUGGAGGAUUUGUUGGAUCAUUCACAGCAGGUUACCUGUCUGAUUACCUGGUAUCUAAGAACUCCACUAUACCCAGGCCUAUUAUAAGGAAAACUUUAGUGUUGUAUUUUGAAAUUCUUCUAGGAUGUGUUCUGUAUUUCUUCAUAGUCCAAAUAUGUGAAUCUUCUUCUAAAGUUAUUGUGACAAUAGUAGGAUUUCUAAUAGGAUUGAGUAUUUAUGGACCAAUAUCUUUGUUUGGAGUCAUUGCUAUGGAAACUGCUCCUGAUGGAAUUGCUGGGACUGCACAUGCAAUUGCAUGUAUAUUUUCUAAUAUUGGUCUCAUGUUAGCUGGGUUUCCAUUGAGUUAUGUAGCCAGUCUUGUAGAUUGGCAAACAGCUUUUCUCCUUGUGGGUUCCCUAGUCAUCACCAUGGUUACCUAUCUUCUCUUAAAACUCCAGACAGAGUUAUCAGCCUUUAAAUCUGCCUCAGGAAAAACGCUCAAUAUAUACAAUGUCUUGGUUAGUUGAUGAUAUUUAAGGGCCUAUACAAUACGUAAUUUUUUUAAUGAUUACAAUAUCCAUGAUGUCAUAUGAAAUAAUUUUUUGUUUGAAGGUCCUGUAUAUGCAUCUCUGAGAAAACAACAUACAUUACUUGUAAAUUACAUGUAUUAUAAAUUAAUCUCCAUAUACAUCUAUAUAAAAAAAACUUUCUCAUCUGCUCAAUUUUCAUAAUGGUGGUGCUUUGGUUGGGAUAGGAAAACUUAAACAUUUCACUAUGUUAAGGAGUAACAAUUAAUUGUGUAAUACUUCAAAACUGUUAUUAUUCUUUUAAUUAGAAUUAUUUCAAGGGUUGUGUUACUAUGGACAAUUUCAUAUUAUAUAUUUACAUGUAUCUAAUACGUGUGGUGGAAACUACCCAUUAGAUAAACCUAUGCUUUAUCAAUGGGUUACUUUAUCAAUAGCACUUUCGGUUUCGACACAGUCCCUCACUUCAAGAUUUAGAUUUAAUGAAACUUCUAUUUGUGAAAGCAAAAAUGUUCGUUAAAAACAAGAAAAGACUCGUUUUACCUCAAUGAAAUGUCUUCUUUUUUUUAAACUGGCUACAGUGAUAAUGGAUGUUAACCCCCCCCCCCCCCCCCCCCCCUUGUUCUCAUAGAAAACGUUAGGCCUAGCAGUGAAAUUGGAGGUGCAAAAUUCAUUUGACCAUGCAGGAAGCUCCUCUAGCCUCUUUCAACAAUGCUUUCUUACAUUAUACUAUAUAACUUACCAUGGAUCUACAAGUAGCCCAGCACUGUCGCCAUACACAGAAUGAUUUUCAGAGCAGAAUUCAUGAUGUCUUGGUCCUUACAAAACUGUACUACUUCUAGUCAAAAGUUUGUAUAAAACGAAUCUCCAACAGAUUGUCACAUAUAUUUUAAAGGAAGCAGCAACUAUCAUUCCAAGAUUUCAUAUUUUGUAUCUACAAAUAACUUUCUUUUGGCAUGUCAACGUCAACAGUGUGAUGUCAUCAAUUUACGCAUCAUUGAUUUGGGUAGAAAUCAAUCAACAUAGUUUCACAGGGGUUAUCUCAAAGCUUUGUUAAAAAUGAAAAUCGUAUGAGAUAAAUAGAACAUCUAUAAUUGUGUGAUUUGAUAUUUGUUUUAUCCAGCUUGUUGAAAUUCUUGCAAAUAUACACCAUUUCAACUCGUUGGAUAAAGCAAAUAUGAAAUCACACAAUAUAGAUAUCCUCUCUCUCUCUCUCUUUAUAUAUAUAUACUGUAUUUGCUGGUGGAGUUGGAAGAAUGGACAUUUAGGGUCCCAUACUCCAAAACCUCCUAUGUGUUCACAGUUAUGUUUAUUUUGUGUAUACUAUUGGCUAUGACUCUCAGUUAUUCAGUAAAGAUGUAUAAAAAUAAUACAGCAGGUUUGGUGUUUGUACAGCCAGUACUUGUCUUCACAUUUGAAAUGAAGUAGAAAUGAAAAAUAAGAAUAACAACCCAAAUGGUCUAAGUAAUUACAAAGGGACAAAAUACAGAUGUACAUAAGGGAGACUCCAGUAUGGAGAAGAAUUUAGUUAGCAAGGCCAGCUGUCUCUACCGGUCUGUCCAUUGUAUGGCUUUGUAUUUGAGCAAGUAGAAAAGGAACUGUCAAAUACAUGUAACUUAUUGCCAAAAUAUAAACAAAAAUAUAAAGUCCAAAUACCAUGUGGGUAAUUUAUGUCAGGAGCAAAAUUCAACGAUAACAAAAAAUAAAAGGAAAAACCUGAUCUACUACAUUCCUCCCCAAGAAAGACAAAUGCUAUACAUUUGAUUAACUUCAAAAUAAGACACUCCUUCACUUCAAAUAGACUAUUUGGGUAGGAUUUAUAUAGGAUUUACAGGCUUUUUGUGCAUCAUAUUGCAUUUGUAUUGUUAUACUGGUAAUAAAAAUAUAAAGUCUUGUGAAUCUUAUUUUCAUUUCUACUUCAUUUCAAAUUCCAAAUAUAUUUAAGGUAAAAGUCAUCCACAAACGAAAAUAAAACCAAUGCAAAGUAUACUUGCUUUAUGAACACCAGACCUGCUACAUCAUUUGUAUGUAUUAAAACAUAUUUCCCAUACAAUUUACGUCAAACUGUGAGAGUUUCUUUUAUAAAAUAUAUUUUUGUUAUAAAUAAAUAUAUACAGAAAAUGGAUAUUAUUU
Saccostrea echinata is the source of this 3456-nucleotide messenger RNA. RefSeq names its product glucose-6-phosphate exchanger SLC37A4-like. Gene Ontology annotation, cellular component: endoplasmic reticulum membrane. Gene Ontology annotation, biological process: phosphate ion transmembrane transport; glucose-6-phosphate transport. Gene Ontology annotation, molecular function: glucose 6-phosphate:phosphate antiporter activity. The transcript has 10 exons. NCBI's taxonomy places the organism in Eukaryota, Metazoa, Mollusca, Bivalvia, Ostreida, Ostreidae. The coding region runs from base 13 to 1326 and encodes 437 amino acids. The record is from RefSeq and is a predicted model, not a curated record.